AUGUCUGCCCGUAGAUCAAGACAGAAAAUCGCAUACAGCGACGACGACGAUUUCGACGCAGCACCCCCCCAAAACGCCAGCGACUCGGACGACGCCAGCGAGCCUGAAUUCGACGAGGACCCCGAGGAUUUCGACGAUUUCGAGGACGAGGACCACCAGCCCCAGGAGGCCGAGGACUCGGCCGAGGAGGCCUACGAAGCCGAGCCCAAAGUGUCGGCUAGGCCCCUGCGGGGCGGCCGCCCGGUCCGGGAAACCAAGAAACGCCAGCUCACGUUUUACGAGGAGGACGAUUUGCUCGACAGCGACGAGGAGGCCCCGGCUCCCAAAAAACGCGUGUCGGUCAAGCUCAAAAUCCCCCGCCGGGCGGCGCCCAAAAAAGAGGAGGACUUCCUAGAGCCGGAGCCGGAGUACCGGCCCGACGUGCUGCGCAUGACCGAGCGCCAGCGGGCCCGUUUGGCCGAAGACGAGCCCAACGAAAAGUACGAGGAACUGAUGUUCGCCCGCAUGGACGAGCAGCUCCUAGCGUUGAACAGGAAGACCCAGAAAAAGAAGGAGACCGCGGAGGAGAUUGCCGUGCGCAAGGCCGAGAACGCCCGCAAGCGGGCCGACUACAAGAUCAAGCAGCUCGAGGAGGAGAAGCGCGACACGUUGAACAAGUUGUUGAAGCGCCGGGCCAACAAGACGCGCGAGAAGGAGGACGACGACGAGUCGGACUCGAAACAGACGCUCAAGCCCCGACGGCCGGUGGUGGGGCACGCUGCGCUCAUGCGGUGGGUGAGUCUGUCGGCCGGCUCGGUCUUGGCCUUCACGGAGUGA
Molecule: messenger RNA, 816 nt
Organism: Metschnikowia bicuspidata var. bicuspidata NRRL YB-4993
Lineage: Eukaryota; Fungi; Ascomycota; Pichiomycetes; Serinales; Metschnikowiaceae
Exons: 1
Coding region: 1-816 (271 amino acids)
Biological process (GO): chromatin remodeling
Cellular component (GO): Ino80 complex
Source: RefSeq, a predicted model, not a curated record